GAUGAAUUGAACAGCUCAAUGUCCGGCGUAGGUGGCCAGGAUCUGGAAAAUCUGUCAUCCAGAACCCCUGAUUUGAACAACUGGCUGAGCGCCGUGAUUACCUAUCAGGACAAUUGCAUCGACGGCUUCCCCGACGGAGAAGAGAAAACUGCGAUCCAGAACUCCCUCAAAGUCGCCGGGGAGAUUUCCAGCAACGCUCUCGCCAUCGUCUCUCAGCUCUCAUCCGUGCUUUCGAGCUUCAAAAUCCCCGAUUUCGACCUUGGUGGGCGGCAUCUCCUCGCUGAGGACGGUGAGGAGUUCCCGGAAUGGAUGGAUCACGAGGAACGCAGGAUGCUGAAGGUUGAAGCCCCCAAACAGCCCGCCAAUGCCACCGUUGCCAAGGAUGGCAGUGGAAAUUUCACAACCAUUAAUGCAGCUUUAGCUGCCAUUCCUGAGAAGUACGAAGGGCGGUAUGUAAUUUUUGUGAAGGAAGGAAUAUAUGAAGAAAAUGUAGUGGUCACUAAGAAAAUGGUGAACCUGACAAUAUAUGGAGUUGGGUCUAAGAAAACUAUCGUUACAGGGAGCAAAAAUUACGUGGAUGGAGUGUCAACAUAUCAAACAGCAACAUUUGGUACGUGCAAUAACAAAUGUUCAUUUAGAUAUGUUAUUGAACAUAAAUUAACUAGUGUUAAUAUUGGUUUUGGUAUCCAUCGUUGAAUGUUUUCAGUUUAAUCAGAGUAUUUUUUUUUUUGAAGAAUUAAUCGGAGUAUUUUUGAAGAGACUCUUCCUACAUUUCUUCUUUUCAAAUACUCUUCUGUCUCAUUAAAAUUGUCACACUUUUCCUUUUUAGUCUAUUUCAUUUGAAUUGUCUCAUUUGGUAAAUUUUGUAUAAUUAUAAAUCAUUCUUAGUUUAUUCAUAUUUUAUCAAUACAAUAUCAAUCACAUAAACUCAUUUUUUCUUAAUAAUUGCAUCACCUCUCAUAUCCCAAUAUUAAUGGAACGGAGAUAGUACUAAUAACCGUGACAAAAAAAUCUUAUUCAUGUGGGAAAAAAAACUUGAUUUGCAAAUAUUUUGUAUUUUAGUGCGAUUUGAAUUGAAUUGCAAUUUACAUAUUCUGGUUGAUUGAUAUAAAAUUAAAUUAUAUCUAUAAAUAUUUAAUUCAGUUUUAAUAGCAAAAUUUAGAAAACACAUUGACAGUCUUAUAGAGUGUCAAUUUGAGUUUGCACUUCAGUUUAUUGUCCAAAUUGGACUUUGCAUCCCGUUUUUAAAAACUUUUGUAUUUGCACCCCAACCUCAUAUGAAAAGACAAAAAUGUUCAUCCAUUAACAAGUCUGAUGGCCUUCAACAUAUUCUUGAUUGAGAGACAUGUUUGUCUUUUUAUAAAGAGUUGGGGUGCAAAUACAAAAGUUUUUAAAAACGGGGUGUAAAAUAAAAUUUGAACAAUAAAAUGGAGUGCAAAGUCAAAAAUGCAAAUUAGAACUUUAUUCUCCUAACAAUAAUAACUUCGUUUUGAUUAAUUGAAUUGUACGUGUAGCUGUGAUGGGAGAUGGAUUCUUGGGCCAAUCAAUAGGCUUCCGGAACACGGCGGGGCCGGAGAAGCACCAAGCGGUGGCGCUCAGAGUCCAAGCUGACCGGGCAAUUUUCCUCAGCUGCCGCAUGGAGGCGUACCAAGACACCCUCUACGUCCAAGCCCACCGCCAAUUCUACCGCGGCUGCUACAUCACCGGCACGGUGGACUUCAUCUUCGGCAACGCCGCCGCCGUCUUCCAGAACUGCAUGAUCUACGCGCGGAAGCCGAUGGAGAACCAGCAGAACAUCGUGACGGCGCAGGGGAGGACCGACAAGCGGCAGACCACCGGAAUCGUUCUCCAGAACUGCAAGAUUCUGGCCGACAACACCCUCGAGCCGGAGAAGGCGAAGACCAAGAGCUAUCUGGGCCGCCCAUGGAAGGAGUAUUCAAGGACGGUGGUAAUGGAGUCGGAAAUAGGCGACUUCAUCGACCCGGAAGGGUGGAUGCCGUGGAGCGGCGACUUUGCUCUGGCGACGCUGUAUUACGCCGAGUACGGAAACUCCGGCAAGGGGGCGGCGGUUACUUCCAGAGUGAAGUGGGAAGGUUAUAAAGGCGAGAUAAAGAAGGAGGAAGCCAUGGAAUAUACCAUUGGGCCAUUCUUGCAAGGGGAAACUUGGCUUAAGGCCGCCGAAUGUCCGGCCCGUUUUGGCCUCUCUGACUAAUCCGAUCAUACUCUGUUUUUUUUUUAAUUGCAGUAAUUUGCCUAUACUAGGAGAUUAUAGAAUGCAUAUACUUAACUUAAAAAAUUGUCAUGGCUAAUUUUUUCUUGUAAUUUAUAAAUCUGUAAUUAUCCAUGUUUAAUCAUAUACGAAGUAUAUAGCAGAGUACUAAAAAGGGAACGAAGAAGAAGAGAGAAAAAACAAUUGUUUGAAAUUCUAAACCCAAUUGAAUCUGCUCUUGUACUGUGUAUAAAUAUAUGGAGUAACAAUAUUUGUUAUUUAUUGUAUAUUUAUUGUAUAUAUAUACUCAAGG
Molecule: messenger RNA, 2522 nt
Organism: Cuscuta epithymum
Lineage: Eukaryota; Viridiplantae; Streptophyta; Magnoliopsida; Solanales; Convolvulaceae
Source: the annotation of a GenBank genome assembly